Ophidiomyces ophidiicola is the source of this 1308-nucleotide messenger RNA. RefSeq lists its product as uncharacterized. Lineage: Eukaryota; Fungi; Ascomycota; Eurotiomycetes; Onygenales; Onygenaceae. The coding region runs from base 1 to 1308 and encodes 435 amino acids. The transcript has a single exon. The record is from RefSeq and is a predicted model, not a curated record.
AUGUCUCCCUACCACAUUCCGGGUAUUGAGGUCAUCGCCAACGACCGUGCGGCCCGACGGCGCACUGGCCCGGCGUUCAAUCCCUUUCCUCAUCAGGUGAGCUUCAAGCCAACUGAUGCGAAUGCUACUCGUCCUUCUCUUCGUUCCCGUGCUGCUGCUCUAUCUGCUCGAUCCUGUUCCACCACUAGCUCUGUUGUUGCUCGUCAUGAAUCUUUUUCCUCUGCUGGUUCUUCUUUUAUUCGUGCUGCCCUACGUCCGACCGAGUCUAAGAAGGGUCGUACGGUUUCCACCACUUCUUCCAUUGCACGCAACGAGUCCUUUUCUUCUGCCGGGUCUUCUUUCGUUCGUUCUGCUUUGCGCCGAACCGAACCUGAGAGAUGCCGUACCGCCUCUGUCACCUCUUCCAUUGCACGCAACGAGUCCUUUUCCUCUGCCGGAUCUUCUUUCGUUCGUUCUGCGUUGCGCCGAACUGAGCCUGAGAGAUGCCGUACCGCCUCUGUCACUUCUUCCAUUGCACGCAACGAGUCGUUUUCCUCCGCUGGAUCCUCAUAUGUUCGUGCUAUUGUUGGCCAGCCGUCCACAGCCGUCACUUCUUCCUCUUCCUCUCCCUCUUCCUCUAGAUCUCUUUCAUCGUCUGUUUCUUCUUGUUCUUCUAUUUCUUCUCGGCGUUCUGCUCUUGUUGCUUCUUCCCGCUCUGCUCCCCUGCGUCCCGUUCAUUCAGUACCUUCCAAUCCUAGUAGUGCCCCAAGUUGCACCAUCAAGUCAUGUAUUUCCCCGGCAUCAAAAGGCCGCGCCCGUGCUGAAGCUACGAUUGCUCGUCUCAAUGACAAAUACUCUGGACAUACCCCGGAAUCUGAUGGACCACAUUCUUCAGCACUCAAGCUGAAGAGUGCCAUGAAGAAGCCCGGCCCCAGCAAUACUGAGAAGCGAGUUCAGUUCACGGGUGGCAGAGUCAAGAUUGUCGACCGAUGGAUUGUUCGUGGUGUCGAUACUCAUCCCGACCAUUCCGCUUCGUUGCUCGGCAAACUUAGCGGAUGGAGAGUGACCCCCUUAUCGAAACCAGACAAGGACGGAGAAACCGAGAAAUAUACUGAAUAUUGGUGCUCUUCAUGCACUCAGCUAAAGUCGCAUUCUGUUCCAUGCGAGCAAAAAUGUGCAUACUGCCAGGUAGGUAAGAUUCAAAAGGACUUGAACCGACGGAAUGGUAUUUCGGACGAUAGCCCAUUCGACAUUAGCUCGCAGUAUGUCUUCAAAGCGUGGAAUCAGCAACGAGAAAAAUCGAGAGCCCGCGGAAAUUGGGUCCUUUGA